This is a messenger RNA of Peniophora sp. CBMAI 1063, 1008 nucleotides long. NCBI's taxonomy places the organism in Eukaryota, Fungi, Basidiomycota, Agaricomycetes, Russulales, Peniophoraceae. The record is from the annotation of a GenBank genome assembly.
AUGGCUGCUGUGGCCGCUCUCAUCGAAGCUGGAGCCGAUCCUGAUGCACUGCAAGAUCUGAGCCACCUCGGAUUCAACUUUGAUAUGUUCGACAACUAUGGAGAUCAUAUGGAUAGGGACGACUCGGAUGACUCAGACAAAGAAUUUGAGCGUAUACACGAGGAGAAUAACAGUGUUCAGGCUCUUGUUCAAGCAGUAGAGAAGGUUCUUGGAAAGAAACAGCUCAAGAGAUACAUCAGGUGUAUCCCGAGUCUUUGCUUUAUGCAUCAUCGCACGCUCACGCCUCAAUCAAGUUUCAUUACUGGCCGCGGCAAGUUUUGGGCAUCUGUCUCGCGCAAGACCCGGCUCGAGCGUAUACAUGCCCAUUUUCAGGAAGCUCUUCCUGGGAUGGCACAUAUAUAUCUUCACUGGGAACAGAUGCACUCCAAUAUACCACCCGCGGUGCAGUUCAGUAAUCACGGUGGGCGCGAGAUGCGGCUACGAGCGGUAGAUUAUACCGGAGCAUCGAACCUCAUCAUAUUGCAGGUGCCAGACGGCGAGAGUGUCAACGUAGCGCUGAUGCACCGAGGGUACAUCGCGGGCACGCCGGUCACACCGAGUGUAGCUUUUCACCUCAACAUCCUUUGUUUUGCUCAUUCAAGCCGCCACUACAAUCCAUCCUGCGGCUUGCAGGGUAUUAUACGUGCGUUCUGCAUGUUUCAAGGGAUAUCAUUCACGCACGGCCUCUCAUUGAACUUCCGCCAGGCGUUCGACGUCUACCUGGACAUUCUCAAGCAUGUUGAUGCUCGAGUAGGUGAGGCACUAGGCCGUGGUCCAAACUUCCAAGCCCUAUAUGGCUGCGCAGCCUGCGGAUAUACAGAUGCUGAUGAUGCCAAUGUGGCAUCUCUCGGCCGCUUCCAUGCAAUUGACGGAAACGACUCUCAGAAACGCAUGCGCAAUGAGCUGUUUCCCCCCGAAAACUCACAACUCUCAGCAGUUCUAGCAAGGAUUGACUCAAAAAAGCAGUAA